Pistacia vera is the source of this 1533-nucleotide messenger RNA. Its product is annotated as mitochondrial Rho GTPase 1-like. Lineage: Eukaryota; Viridiplantae; Streptophyta; Magnoliopsida; Sapindales; Anacardiaceae. Gene Ontology annotation, molecular function: calcium ion binding. Bases 1 to 1347 code for a protein of 448 amino acids. The transcript has 12 exons. The record is from RefSeq and is a predicted model, not a curated record.
AUGGUUGUGAAAGUGCCAGUUAUAGUGGUGGGUUGUAAGCUUGAUUUAAGAGAUAGAGCCAUCAGAAACACAAGCUUUGAAGCCCCGUGUGUGAGAGCCUUGAAGCGUAUCUUUAUUCUUUGUGAUCAUGACAGGGAUGGUUCUCUUAGUGAUGCAGAGCUGAAUGAUUUUCAGGUCAAAUGUUUCAAUUCUCCAUUACAACCUUCUGAAAUAGUAGGUGUUAAGAGGGUUGUGCAAGAAAAAUUGCGAGAAGGAGUCAAUGAUCGUGGUCUUACACUGGCGGGGUUUCUUUUCCUUCAUGCACUAUUUAUUGAAAAAGGACGCCUUGAGACAACAUGGACUGUCCUUAGGAAAUUUGGAUAUAAUAAUGAUAUUAAACUUGCGGAUGAAUUGAUUCCACAUUCAUCAUUCAAACGAGCACCUGAUCAGAGCGUGGAGCUGACUAAUGAAGCUGUUGACUUUUUGAAGGGAAUCUUCGAACUUUUUGACUCUGAUAGUGACAAUACCCUGCGGCCAACUGAAGUCGAUGAUCUGUUCUCUACAGCACCCGAAUGUCCUUGGGAUGAAGCACCAUAUAAGGAUGCUGCAGAGAUAACUGCACUGGGAGGACUAUCACUCGAUGGGUUUUUUUCACAGUGGGCAUUUAUGACACUUUUAGACCCAGCUUCUACUGUGGAAAAUCUGAUAUACAUUGGAUAUACUGGUGAUCCUUCUUCUGCUGUCCGUGUGACAAGGAGAAGACGUAUAGAUCGUAAAAAACAACUAUCAGAAAGAAAUGUUUUCCAGUGUUUUGUUUUUGGGCCAAAGAAUGCUGGAAAGUCCGGAACUAGAAAAAUCCUUGUGUUGCGAGAAAUUCCUGAGGAUGGAGUUGGAAAACUACUCUCUAAUAAAGAUUCUUUGGCUGCCUGUGAUGUAGCAGUUUUUGUUCACGACAGUUCUGAUGAGUCCUCAUGGAAAAAAGCAACUGAGUUACUUGUAGAUGUUGCCACUCAUGGUGAGGAUACUGGCUAUGAGGUGCCUUGCCUCAUUGUUGCUGCUAAAGAUGAUCUGGAUUCAUUUCCAACCGCAAUACAAGAUUCUACCAGGGUUAGUCAGGAUAUGGGAAUAGAAGCUCCUAUUCCAAUUAGCUCAAAGUUGGGUGAUUUCAAUGAUAUAUUCCGGAGGAUUGUAGUUGCAGCAGAGCAUCCGCACUUGAGCAUUCCAGAAACUGAAGCUGGGAGAACCCGGAAGCAAUAUCAUCGACUCAUUAAUCGCUCGCUUAUGUUUGUUUCAGUUGGAGCUGCAGUGGCCAUUGUUGGACUGGCAGCUUACCGUGUCUAUGCAGCAAGGAAAAACACCUCUGGUUGAAGGAUAAACGAACGAAUAUUCGCUAUUCACUGGCCGAGUCUUCUUUUUGAUAACUUUCUCAGGUUCAUUGAAAUGGCUCAUCUGAUUUAAUUUCAAAUGCAAUGUCAUUAAUUUAUCCUUUGUAUCCUUGAAGUAUUUUAUUUAGGUGAGCUAGUUUGGAUGGAAUAGUUCUAGUAGUAGAAAUAU